Molecule: messenger RNA, 6695 nt
Organism: Toxoplasma gondii ME49
Lineage: Eukaryota; Apicomplexa; Conoidasida; Eucoccidiorida; Sarcocystidae
Product: metal cation transporter, ZIP family protein
Exons: 8
Coding region: 1435-3588 (717 amino acids)
Biological process (GO): zinc ion transmembrane transport
Cellular component (GO): membrane
Molecular function (GO): zinc ion transmembrane transporter activity
Source: RefSeq, a predicted model, not a curated record
GGAAACUUGGGAGAAUGAUGACCAUUCGCUUAAAAGUGUGUCGUAGUGGUCGUUCUGCCUUUCCUCUAUCCUUGGCGUAGCACGCCAGUCUUGUCCGCGUUCAGCAAAACCUCAGUUCUGCGCGACUUUCGCGCUUAACUGCUGCCAGCUACUGGCAGGGCCUUUCCCCUGACGUAACUCCUUUCUUUGUUGCAGCGGCGGGCCUCGGCGUGCUGGUCUUUCCAGGGAUUUAUGCUGUCCUCUGCUGUGAAGGGGCGCGUGUGUUUUCCUGCCGCGUCUGCAGAAAAACAAAUGCCGGUGGUUCUCCAUCUUCUCUCCGGGACGCGUAACAUAGGUCCCCUCGCGGUUCCUUACAUACUUGUUUGUUUAUAUGUAGUGCGGGGAGAUUUGCGUACCCGAGUAGGAUUUCCUCACGUGGUAAAUCGCUCGAGUACUGGGAAGAACCGUCAUUGGUUUCCACUGGAACGAAAUCGCGUUUGACACGCUGCCUCUGGCAAGCGUUCGUCACUGUUGGCGGGGCCGGGGAGGGGCUGCGGCAGAUUGAUUGCGUCACUUGCACCCGCCUGCUCUUUCUACAGAAACGGCGCAAAAACGCAAUUCAUUCGUUCCAAAGAUCUAGGGACAGUAACCAGGCGCCCCUCAUGGGUAAAUAUACACUGGGACGGUUGGCGGGGAAACAAAGGAUUACAGUUCCCACCAGUCGACCGUCAGUUUUGACUUUCUAAUCGUGUCGGAUGACAGCGUUUCAAGGCAGUGGAAAGAAGGCAGGGCGUUUGCGUUUCGCUUCAGGUGUUCUGCACAUGGGCAUUGAAUGCUUCACCCGAGUCGAGAGAUCCCUAGACGGUAACGGUAAACACAAUCUAUGUGUUAGAAGGUCGUCUUCCUGUCAAUCUUUUUCAGACCCCCCCAAAGUAUCGCGCAAACGCAACGCCAGGAGUGCAUGUUGUCUGUCCCUUGAUUUAGUUGCUCCGAAACGGAAAGAGUUGCACGUCGUCUGUUCUCACGCGAAAGAACGACUGAUUUGCGUCGCUGGUCGGGGAUUUCAAUUGGGGCACCAGCAGCUGAAAUGUGAAGCUGGAGCCAGGCACUCAUUUGACGCUGCGGAAGAGCGAUUCGUUUUUUUUUCAUUGGGUGCUGAAUAAGAGGCGAGGCGCCUCUGUUGAAUGCAGCAUCAACAACCACUUUCUCUGUAGUGAAGCUGGUUGUUGCGCCGUGGGUGGCUGUCAUUCGCCGACGAGACACCUUCACGUGCUUUUAAGGUGUAAGCACACCGCGCGCACUUCUUAGGAAUGUGGACCCGGCUUCUAGUUGUCGAGUCAUAAGUUUCCGCGGUAACUGUCAAUUUUCUUGCAGGGUGUCUAGUGGACACCCGCGUUUCGCAUGACCCAGCUCGCGGUUCGUUUCCAUUUUUGACGCCGAGGAACGCGGAGAAAAAUGACGGAAGGGGGGACGGGAACGGAGUCCGUUCACGCCCACGUCCACGAUUCCAGCCAUCAUGCCGAAGAGCGCCAUGAUGACGGAGGCGAGUCCCUGCACUUGUGGGCGGCCCAACUCCUCUCAGCGAUCACCAUGGUCGCUGUCUCCACGCUAUGUUGUCUGAUACCUGUCUAUAUCGCGAGACAGGCUCAAAAAUAUUCCCGCAGAGGACGUGCAGACAGCCGCCUGCGGAUGUGUCAAGCGCUGCUAUCCAUCAUCAAUUGCUUUGCUGCCGGUGCCUUUCUGGGUCUUGCGCUGAUUCACGUGCUCCCUGAGGCUGUGACCCAGCUGAGUGAGACCGGCAUUCUCCUCGUUCUAGAUGGCGACUCUUCUCACCACAGUCACCCUUAUAACAUCGCCUACCUGCUGGCUGCUGUCGGGUUCACGGCCAUGCUUGGUUUGGAGAUCCUCCUCGGCGGCGGUCACACACAUUGUCACCACGACAACGCCCUGAUUGUGGGUUCCUCAGCGCCUCGACCUGGCGCUUUCGUGGCUGUUCCUGAGGGCGCUCUUGCUCAUUCUCCCGUGCCUUCGCCACGAUCCCUUCCUCACUCGUCGCACCACCAUGCCCAACACCACGGUCUGUGCACGGAGGCGAAUUACUGCCCCGACUGCGACGACUGUCUGGAGGCGAUAACGACUGUGAACGGCAUGUCUGGCGAGCGCGAGCUCCCUGGAGGCGGCAGCGUCGAGCUGCCUCUCGCACUCCCCGGAACUCCGGCUUCCACACCGCCGUCAGUCGACGCCUUCUCGCCGGUCUCCCCAGUGCAGGAAGGCCUCACGGCUGGCCAGCAGUCGCGGGAGGAAACGGCCUGCUCGCACAUAUUCGAGGACAGGAGCCACGCGGCGACCGAUGCCGCCGCAGUUGCGAAGAACCUUGACGGGAUUUCGCGAUCCGCUGACUCCCGCAGGCCUUGCGACGAGUCUUCCGACCUCGCACCCAGCUGCGCGGGCACCUCCUCGUCUGUAGUGCCGUCCUCAGAGCGGCAACGUGAGUCCUGCGGCUACCAGAAAGAGCGGACCCGACCGGCAAGCGAAGCCAAUGGGCGACAAUCGGAAGGCUGCUGUGGCCAGGAGACGGGGUGCAGAGGGACGCGAAGACAUGCAGAAGGAGUCCCGUGCGUGCAUGCGGGCGGCUGCUGUGGAGCCGGAGGCGGGGCAGCCAAGUGCUGCCACAGCCACUCACACUGCCCGGAUUCGGAUUCCCGAAUCCAUUCUGGGUCAAUCGGCGUCAAUGUGCAGGGCGGAGACGACCUGGGUGGAAGACAGGCGGACCCGCAGUGCAGCGAUGCGAGUGCAGCCUCCGGGGGAGCCUGUGGAAACAAACUGUCGAAAGUUCUUUCCUCAGCCUUUCCCUGCCAAGGCCGUGGGUCGAGUUGUCGCUACAAAUCAGUGAUCCCCCCUGUUCAGCUCCAGGUUUCUGUCGGCACCUGCCACGGAGAUAAGUGCUGCAGCAACGGCCUGGGCAAGUCUGAGCUUGGCGGGCUUUUCCAACGUCCCCAUGAAAGCGGAGACCGAGGUGUAGUCACCAGGGAGAGUGGCUGGGAGAAGAUAAACGGAUUUCUCAGGUGUUGUUCGAAACUCGAAGGCACCAAGAUCUCCCUCGCUCUCGCCCUGGGAGUCCACGCCAUUUUUGAAGGGAUUAUUCUCGGAACAACGCAGACAAGUCAAAAUGUGUGGAUUGCCACUCUCGCCAUUCUUGGUCACAAGGGAGCAGAGGCAGUCGCAGUCGCGUCUACUCUUUUGAAAAUGAACAUGAAUACGGUCCCAUUCGUCGUCAUGUUGGCAGCCUUUAUUAUUGCCUCACCUCUUGGCAUUCUGUUGGGGGCCUUUGCGGCCACCGCUGGCACGAGAGUCUCUGGUGUGUUCAAUGCGUUGGCUGUCGGCGCAAUUCUUUACGCAGCAAAUGAGAUGCUCUCGGAAUUUUCUGGAAGCUGCUCGCGCGUGAGGCGUUUCGUCAAGUUCCUGGCCUUCGUCGUUGGACUCGGCGCGUUGUUCGGCCUUAACCUGAUUCACACGCCGUACUGCCGUCACCUUCACUCUGACCACGGACACAGCGCACAUGGAGCCACACAUACCCAUGAGGUGCAUGACCACUCUCUCCAUCACUGAUGGGUCUGAAAUCGGCGACGUGUAUGUCCACCCCGGAAGCUUCAAGGAACUGGGACGGCGAGAGGUCUCCUGCGUUGGGGUAGGAAGCCCCGGGCGCGAAGAAGUGGCUUGCCCACAUUUCUGACAGUACUCUGUGGGGCCCUCCAAACAACGAUGCUUCGCUUGAGCUCACUAACACGUUUGUCUGAAUGAAAGACUUCUGCAUGGGUGGCAGCUGGAGGUACAGGAAAUGCGGUCGCGUUCACGGGCGCCCGAUUCACACUUGUGGCACAUGUGGCAGCCGAAGUUUCCAUGAGCACAAGAUGGGUUAGGGGAAGUGACCCAGACGUGGCGGUAGGAGUAUUCCGACAGUUUCUCAGUUUGGAAAAGCGUGCGAACACGAAUGUUGGCGAUGCUGGAGGCAAAGACAGGAAUGCUGCGGCGUUGGGUCAAAAUGCGUCGGGGAUCGUUGGGGAAGCACUGAAAAACUGAGGUUGCGGGCAACGCAGCGACUUUAUAUGCUACGGAGAAGAAGCGAGGAGUCUGUGUACGUGGGACAAGAAUGCUCCUUCGUCUGGUUUGGGCAGGACACAAAUCGGCUCCGCGGGGUUCUGCUGCGUUUUGACGCGAGCCUGCGUGGAACAACGCGGCAACACUUCACCUCCGGAGAUCGUGAGGGAUAGAGGACGAUUUGCUUUGAGUACAAUGUUCGAUGGUGCAUCUGGAAGGGCAAGGACGAGGAGUCGAAGCCUGACAGAUCCCAUUCGUAUCAACCCGUCUUUAGGCUUUUCUGUUUUUCAGUGUUCUGGGCACAUCCGAAGCACGGGCGCCCACUCAUCCGCAGCUGAGGAAUGGCCGAGUCUCUAGGUUGUGUAUCCCCUCCGCAAGUUGUUCCCCAGUCGACAUUGGGGUCUGAACUCGAGCUCUCUGUGGUCCCGAUCGCUUCUGUUCGAGUGGAUCGCACACCCGAUGGGGUUGCUCCUUUUAGAGAUUUAGAACUUGUGGAUUCCGAUAGCAAUCCCACUGUUCGCACUCGAGUACUUGUCCUCCGCGCAUGUCUGUUCUUACCCGUUGUCAAAGAAGCCAGCUGUGCACGCUUCGUCUUCUCUGGUGGGAAUGUCGAGGAGGUUCGCGUUUUCAAGGGUUGCCGGUCGUGGAAGUUCUUUCUUCACGCUUCGGAGAGCUGUCGCAUUUUUUGUCGUGGCCUAAACCGAUGCCUAAGUCAAUCAGGAUAGUUGGAAGGUCAGCGUCCUAAGGGGAGCUAAGUUUCGUUGUCGUGUUCGAAAGUAAGCGAGCAUCGUCAAGGAAGCAGAAAUUGCCUUGCGAGAAAGCACGCGCCUCUAGGACGUGUUCAAGCGGGUCUGAUAUCGACAGCUUCAGCGCGCGUCCGUCCGACAGUCGUCCUUUUAGUUUUUGAAUUACUGCUUUCUGCCGAAUGCUUUGUGCUUCAUCUUCAUGUUCCCUGGUGACUCUGGCCGUAGUAUGAGUGGAUAGUCUCCAGACUUCCGCCAGGUCUGAAGACGUAUCACAAAGGGAUUAUUAUUUCGUUGUCUUGCGUGCUCGCGUAUUUGUUCGCAAGUGUUUCGUGCCGUCGGUGCUUCCAUCUGAUCUUCUCGCUGCGUAUUUUAUGUUCUCCGUCUUGAGCGAAAAUUCUGCAGCACGAUUCUACGGCUCCGUCGUCCACACCACGAACGUGACCGGACGGCUUCGGAGAGUGUUGUGGUGGAAGGCUGCAGUCUUAUGGAAUAAUACCGUAUCGCGGCGUUGAAUCGCGCUCAAGUGUUCUUUCCGUGUUCUUAGAGAUACAGCGCUGUCGACAUGUAGCACGACGGGUGUGUUUUGUGUAGUUGCUUUGCUCGUGUUAACUGUCUCUUCUUUGCGGUUUGUGAGCCCCUUCUCCAGAUCCGGCACUGCGUACCGGACUGCUGCAGCUGUAACAUCCCGUGAAGUGGAUGCCACUGAGAACUGUGAUCGCGCAACACAUUUCCUCCUAUGUGCUCCUGAAGGGCUCCGUGCUGUUUGUUACCUUUUUCAGCCGCUGCCAGUUCAGCACCAACAGAAGAACAUAAGUGGCGUGAGGCACGAGCCCAACACGAUUGUGGACCAGACAUGUAUGCUAACUAAACAUAUGUUUUCUCUGAAGCACAUGACAUUCGGUGACUCUGUCUUCAACAGAGAAUGAGGCAGCCACUAGGAGUCAGGCAACCCCGGACCAUUCGCUGUGGUGAAGCGGCAGUUCCAUGUGCAUAUGCGUGGAGCCCAGACUGAGGCCGCCCCUCGAAAUAUGACAGCACGGAGUCAUUUGCCCAGAUAUUUUACGGACAACAAGCGUCACUCGAAGUAGAUGCACUCCUUUCACGAACGAUAUGCUAUAGAGCGUGUACCUGUGUGGACUGAAAUGUGCACAAUAACACCGCCAGGCUCCUCUUCGCAGUGGUGUAUGCAUCCCUUCAUGUUAAAAAAUGUACUCGUUUCGGACGCCUGAAGCUUAGAGUUGCUGACACCCUGACAUUGCCGCAUCUUUCAGUCCCCUGUACACCAACCAAACAACCAAACCUGGUGACAGUCGCUACGCACGACCUAAUACAGGCGCGCAGGCCUGUUCGGAUGCUGCCCGAAUGGAAAGUCCAUCACUUUAUUGAUUCAUAGGCGGUCCUGAGUGAUUUUAUCACUGAAUCUGUCUCGAUUGUGACGUUCUCUCUCUGAGUUGAUGUAAAUUUAAUCACUAACAACGAGAAGUCGUACGUUUCGAGUGUUCCGCGGUUGUUCAGCACGCUUUCAGGGUCCACGGCUCCACACUGCGUACUGGGCUCCUGUCAGUCAUAGUUAUGUGGCAUCACUUCGGUGAUUCAUCGGUUGUGCUUGUACUUGCCAUCCGCGCAAAAAUCACACUCAACUAUCAUCCCUGAUACGGAGAAUCAACAGUGGGAACUCGCUCUGUCACAGCGUUGAGAUCUCACGCUUCGAUGCCGUUUCGCGUGGUCGCCAGAUAGGGACGAAAGAAAAAAAAUAGGCGAAAACUGUAGGGGAAAUUUAAGGUGUCAUCGAAACCUUUACCGUCGAUUGCGAAACGGACAAGAGAUCUCCUCUACUUUCCACACAGGACACAGUGCAUGGCUUGGAGCCAU